Molecule: messenger RNA, 4640 nt
Organism: Anguilla rostrata (American eel)
Lineage: Eukaryota; Metazoa; Chordata; Actinopteri; Anguilliformes; Anguillidae
Gene: mctp2a
Product: multiple C2 domains, transmembrane 2a
Exons: 24
Coding region: 74-3445 (1123 amino acids)
Biological process (GO): regulation of neurotransmitter secretion
Cellular component (GO): synaptic vesicle membrane
Molecular function (GO): calcium ion binding
Source: RefSeq, a predicted model, not a curated record
CCCCCACCUCUCCGCUUCAGCUCCGCCUCCAGCCUCCAAGUCCGCCACCCCCCCCCCCACCUCCCUCCGCGCCAUGGAGCCCAAGAAGACCACGGUGUGGGGAAACCUGCGGCAGAAAGCCAAGCCGCUGUUCCGGAACAUGAGGAAGGGGAAGCUGAACGGCCGAGGCCUGGGGAAGAAGCAGCCCCUGAGCCACCGGCUCAGCAUGUCCGUCCCCGAUCUCCGGUGCACCGAGGACCCGCCCGCCGACGUGCCCGGCGCCUUCUUUCUCCUCGACGACGACGACGACGACGACGACGUCGACGGCGGCCUGUCCUUGAGCGGCUCCUCCUGCACCUCGGCCCCCGGAGCCGCCGAGAGAGUUCCCGCGCCGACCGCGGCGAAGAACGGGGAGACGGCGCCAGCGAAGAGAGAGGUUUUAGCCGAAGGGAGGAGGCCUGCGGACAGGCGGACUCCGCCCACAGAGAGACUGACCGUCGACAAACCGGCCGCGCCCACAGAAAAGGCGACCGCGCCCACGGGCAGGCCGCACAAGCCUGUGCAAAGACUGGUCAUCCGAGCGGAUAAGCGGAUCGUGCCGGCAGAGAGCCUGACCGAUACCACCGACAGCCUGACCGUGGCCUCAGAGAGAGCGACCGUGCCUGCAGAGACCGUGACCGCGCCAGCAGAGACGGCGACCGUGCCGGAUGAAAGGGUGACCGUGCCUGCGGACAGGGUUACCGCACUUUCCGAAACCAUGACCGGGACUUCAGAAGGAACAGAUGAGCCCACGGGCAAACUGACCGUGCCGGCAGAGAGAGCAGCCCCGUCAGCUGAAAGAGUGACCGCACCCGUGGAGACGGCGACCGCGGCGUCAGAAAGACCGAACGAGGCCACUGACGAACUGACCGUGCCCGUGGAAAGAGUGGCCUCGCCCGUGGAAAAAGUGACCUCGCCCGUGGAAAAGUUGACCAUGUUCUCAGAAGGAACAAACGAGCCCGCUGACAAACUGACCGCGCCGGCUGCGACCGUGACCGUGACCGCGCCAGCCGAAAAGCCGACCGCGCACACCGACAGGCUGUCCGCGCUGCAGCAAAAGCUGGCCGGGCUGGCGCACCGCGUCCGCGCCGACCGCCAGCCCCGGGCGCCCGCCAGCGCCAGCGCCAACCCCAGCCCCAGCCCCUCCCCUCGGCCCAAACGGAUCUACUCCUUCGGCGACGCGGAGCCCGAGCUCUGGAGGCGGAAGGAGCCGAGCGGCGCGGAGCUCCUUGCCACUCAGCUGGAGGAGGCCGAAAUGGACUCCUCAGAGGACAGCAACGAGAUCAAGGAUGGCAGCGAGCUUGACCCCACUGCCAUGCCGGAGGAUCAGGUGUCUAAGGGGGCCGGUGAGGGCACGCCGACCGCGGGGCAGAAGACCUUCUACCUCCUCACCAUAACCCUGAAGGAGGGCAAGAACCUGGUGAUACGGGAUCGCAAUGGCACAAGCGAUCCGUACGUCAAAUUCAAACUGGACGGCAAGAUGUUCUACAAGAGCAAAGUGGUCUACAAGAACCUCAACCCCACGUGGAACGAAUCCUUCUCUUGUGCUGUCAAGGACCUGGAUCAGAGCCUCCAUCUCAGGGUGUAUGACCGGGACCUGACCACCGAUGACUUCAUGGGUGCCACCAGCAUCAAGCUGAGCGACCUCGAACUGGACAAGACCUGUGAGGUGGUGCUCCCCCUAGAGGACGCAAACAGUAUUGAGGACGACAUGGGCACCAUUCACAUGGACAUGAAUCUGGCAGUGAGAGACGCGGAGCCUAAAAGAAACAGAUGGCUAAGGAGGAAAAGAAGCAUUAAGGCUGCCGGGCGAGCCCAGGCCCUGCAGAAUUCGGUGGACCUCCUGAGGAAGAGCCAGCUGUGGAGUUCGGUGGUGGGCGUGACCCUGGUGGAGGGGAAGGACUUUCCCGAGGACGGCCUGGGGGACGUGUUUGUGCGCUUCAGGCUGGGAGACCAGAAGUACAAGAGCAAGUACCUCUGCCGGCAGGCCAACCCGCAGUGGCGAGAGCACUUCGACUUCAACCAGUUCCAGGAUGGCCCCGAACUGCUGGAGGUGGAGGUUCUGGCUAAGGAUGGAAGGAAGUUUGAGGAGUGCUUGGGAGUGUGUGACGUGGAUCUGGCGCGCGUGCCCGUCGGGCAGUCUCAGCUGUACACGCGUGUGCUGGGUCACGGAAAGGGCAGGCUGGUCUUCCUGGUCUCUCUGACGCCCUGCACGGGGGUGUCCAUCUCAGACCUGUGCACCCCCCCACUGGACGAGCCGUGUGAGAGAGAGUCCCUGCAGGAGAGAUAUUGCUUGAGGAACUCCUUCCAGAACACGCGAGACGUGGGCUUCCUCCAGGUGAAGGUCAUCAAAAGCACGGACCUCCUGGCGGCGGAUCUGAACGGGAAGAGCGAUCCUUUCUGCGUGCUGGAGCUGGGGAACGACAGGCUGCAGACUCACACCAUCUACAAGAACCUCAACCCCGAGUGGAACCAGGUUUUUACCUUCCCAGUCAAAGACAUUCACGAUGCCCUGGAGGUGACCGUUUAUGACGACGAUCGGGACAAAGCGCCGGACUUCCUGGGCAAAGUGGCCAUCCCUUUGCUUUCGAUUCACAACGGUGAACAGAUCCCCUACCAGCUGAAGAGAGAGAACCUGGACAGGCCGUACAAGGGCAGCAUAACCUUGGAGCUGGAGGUUCUGUAUAACCCCGUUCGAGCAAGCAUCAAAACCUUCCAACCCCAGCAGAAUAAAUUCAUGGAGGAUGACCCAAAGUUUUCCAAGAAGGUGCUGGCGCGGGACGUGUACCGCGUGAGGAAGAUCACGCGCGCCGUGCUCUACACACUGCAGUACAUCAAGAGCUGCUUCCAAUGGGAGAGCACGCAGAGGAGUGCCAUCGCCCUGGUGAUCUUCGUCUUCACAGUGUGGCACUGGGAGUUCUUCAUGCUGCCGCUCUUCCUCUUCCUCCUCAUCGUUUGGAACUACGUCCAGGUCGCCACCGGGAAGGUCAGCAGCACCCCCGACUUGGAAGCCAUUGACGUAGGAGAUGAUGAAGAGGAAGAGGAGAAGGAUGGAGAGAAAAGAGGACUGAGGGACAAGAUUCACAUGAUUCAGGAGGUUGUGGUGACCGUUCAGAACCUUCUGGGAGAACUCGCGUGCAUUGGGGAAAGAGUCAAAAACACUUUCAACUGGUCUGUGCCGUUUCUGACUAUCCUGGCCAGCCUGGUCCUCCUGGUGGUGACGGUGCUGACGUACUUCAUCCCCCUGCGCUACAUCGUUCUAAUAUGGGGAAUUAACAAAUUUACCAAGAAGCUUCGGAAGCCGUACGCCGUGGACAGCAGCGAAGUGCUGGACUUCCUCAAGCGCGUGCCGUCCGACGUUCAGAAGGUGCAGCACCUGGAGCUGAGAGCCACCAGCAGCCAGACGCCCGCCAGGAAGAAGCGCUGAAGGCCGCCGGCCCGGGGAAGACUCCACCCGAGGGCGCCAAGGACUGUCGCUGCGCUCACCGCCAUUCGCUCUGCAGAGAACGUCAACUGCACUCACCGCCAUUCGCUCUGCAGAGGCCGUCAGCUGCACUCACCGCCAUUCUCUCUGCAGAGAGCGUCAGCUGCACUCACCGCCAUUCUCUCUGCAGAGAGCGUCAGCUGCACUCACCGCCAUUCUCUCUGCAGAGAGCGUCAGCUGCACUCACCGCCAUUCUCUCUGCAGAGAGCGUCAGCUGCACUCACCGCCAUUCGCUCUGCAGAGAACGUCAACUGCACUCACCGCCAUUCACUCUGCAGAGAACGUCAGCUGCACUCACCGCCAUUCGCUCUGCAGAGAGCGUCAACCCCGCUGUAAUGCGUACAAACACUGAGGCUUCCCGGCUAUCUGCGUUUAGCACUGCAUCAGCGCUGCCAACCGGAAACACUUCUCACUUUACAAUGUGGCUGGUGUUUAACUUCAUUUACAGCGCUCCUGGUGGGGUGUUUACAUUCUCACAGCUCCUGCUGUUAUUGCUGCAUUGACAUUCCAGCACAUUUUGGCGUAAUAAAAAUCUCAAGGAAACUCUUCCCAACGACUGGAAAACGUGGUAAUUGUUUUAAACGUGUAAUUGAAAGAUUGAUUCGUCCGAAAUGUUGAGGGCACAGUCAACUAAAGCUUGUUUAAAAAAAUUGCUCACCCCAAAAAUACUCUAAAGCAUCUGAAUAUACUUUAUAUAAAAAUAUUUGCAUCUAACAUUAAAAGCCGUACUAUUUAAUUGGGGGUAAGAGGGUGGGAUUAAUAACCAUACUCCUUUUAAAAAUAUUCUCCUUUUUAAACCGUAUCAAUAAUGCUGGUGCUGACCAUGAACAAGGAACUGUAUUCUGUAUUGUAUGCAGUAAUGCACUGUUUUCCUAUUAGUUAAAAUGCCACAGAAUAUUGCUGAGGGUUCUGUGGCAAAUGUGAGGGAUUUAUUUACCAUGUAAUUAUAAUUUUAUAUAAGACAUAUUCAAUAACACGGGUGCUUUUCAUCACCAUUUUACAGCACCUAUUGAUAUUAAAUUGAAUGCUAAAUAUGGUUUUAUGGAUGAACAUGUUGAUGGUUUUAUGUUUAUAUUCUCUGAUGUGUCCGAAUGUACGGAUUUGCUGUAAAUACCUUUAUAAAGAAAUAGGAAACGGG